Closterium sp. Naga37s-1 is the source of this 699-nucleotide messenger RNA. Lineage: Eukaryota; Viridiplantae; Streptophyta; Zygnematophyceae; Desmidiales; Closteriaceae. The record is from the annotation of a GenBank genome assembly.
AUGCGCUGCCUGGAAGCAUGGCGUUGCCUGCUGCUGUCUGAAAGGCGUUCCCCCUCUCACCCGCACCUGCUCUCACCCGCACCUGCUCUCACCCGCACCUGCUCUCACCCGCACCUGCUCUCACCCGCACCUGCUCUCACCCGCACCUGCUCUCACCCGCACCUGCUCUCACCCGCACCUGCUCUCACCCGCACCUGCUCUCACCCGCACCUGCUCUCACCCGCACCUGCUCUCACCCGCACCUGCUCUCACCCGCACCUGCUCUCACCCGCACCUGCUCUCACCCGCACCUGCUCUCACCCGCACCUGCUCUCACCCGCACCUGCUCUCACCCGCACCUGCUCUCACCCGCACCUGCUCUCACCCGCACCUGCUCUCACCUGCACCUGCUCUCACCUGCACCUGCUCUCACCUGCACCUUCUCUCACCCGCACCUGCUCUCACCUACACCUGCUUGAAAUCUUCGCUCCACACCUCCACGCGUCCUCCGCUGCCCCGAACCCUCUCCUUGGGCUGCCCGGGAAGAAAUCCCUGCUCCUGCAUCAAGCCACCCACCAGCAGCCCCAGCAGCAGCGCCACCAGCAGCGCCCCCAGCACCGCCAGCACAGCCGCGAAUCUCCCCAUGCUAGCUCGGCCCACUUCCGCAAUGCAAGAAGCGCGAGUGCAAGAAGGCGGUCGCAGAGCAACCAGCCCGACUAG